AUGACGACGCCUCCCACCGUACCUGUCCAACUCCUCGUCUUCGCCAAGCGAAAGGAGGACCUCACAAAACAAGAAUUUGACGACUACUGGCGGGGCCCUCACGCGAAGAAAUUUCUUGAAUUUGACAUCGUGAAGAAGCAUUGUACUAGAUAUGAACAGUACCAUGAUGACCCCACUGCACGAGCUGAUGGCGAGACCGCACUUGGACUGCCACAUUCGGGAUGGGAUGGAGUCGCUUCGUUGACAUUUGACUCCGCUGAAGGGGCUAAGGCGGUUUUCAGUGAUCCUGAAUUCCUCGAUUGGGCAACUAACGAUGAGCCGCGCUUCUGUGCUGGUCCAAAUAUCGCGCAGCGAAUGAUGCUCGUUGGCAACCCUGAGGUUAUCUAUAAAGCUUAG
Penicillium waksmanii is the source of this 396-nucleotide messenger RNA. Its product is annotated as EthD domain-containing protein. The record is from RefSeq and is a predicted model, not a curated record. Bases 1 to 396 code for a protein of 131 amino acids. Lineage: Eukaryota; Fungi; Ascomycota; Eurotiomycetes; Eurotiales; Aspergillaceae. The transcript has 2 exons. Gene Ontology annotation, molecular function: oxidoreductase activity.